AAUUGAGAUGCCUCCAGGAGAGGAAGAGGAGGACUGUUCGUGUCUCAGCUGCUCAUCACAGCCUGUACUUUACUUCUGAACAAUUUUUAUUUAAAAAAAAAAAUAUAUAUAUAUUUUUUUUAUUUGUUUGGUGUGAGGAAUCCCUGCAGCAUCAUGAAUCCGCCCUGUGGAAGAUGCAAUAAACAAGUUUACCCCACAGAAAAAAUUAAUUGCCUUGAUAAGUAUUGGCACAAAGGUUGUUUCAGCUGCGAGGUAUGCAAGAUGGCCCUGAGCAUGACGACCUACAAAGGCUUCGAGAAGAAACCUUACUGCAGUAUGCAUUACCCCAAAACCUCCUUCACCAUAGUGGCCGACACCCCCGAGAAUCUGCGUCUCAAACAACAGAGCAUGCUCAACAGCCAGGCGCUCUAUAAGGAGGACUUUGAGAAGAACAAGGGGAAAGGUUUCAGCGUGGUGGCCGACACUCCCGAGAUGCAGAGAGUGAAGAAGACACAAGACCAGAUCAGUCACGCUCUUUACAAGGAGGACUUUGAGAAGAACAAGGGGAAAGGUUUCAGCGUGGUGGUCGACACUCCGGAGAUGCAGAGACUGAAGAAGACGCAAGACCAGAUCAGUAACAUAAAGUACCAUGAAGACUUUGAGAAGAGCAGGGUUCGAAGUGACGCACCUCCUCCUGAGAACAGACAAGACUAUGAGGAACAACCAUCCAACCCUGAGAGAUUCAGUCAGCCGGUCGGACAAACACGCCCUGCUGCAGUAGCACCACCACCUGGUGGAGGGAAACGUUACCAGGCCGUGUACAGUUACACAGCAGCAGAAGCAGAUGAGGUUUCUCUGCAGGAAGGCGACCUGCUGUCAGACGUGGAGCAGAUAGACGAAGGGUGGAUGUUUGGGUGCAACCAGCGUACGGGGCAGCGGGGCUUGCUGCCUGCCAACUAUGUCCGACCUGUGUGAGACAAGACGGACACGAGGAGGUCACCACCAACAAGCAGGCUUUUAUCAAAAUCACCUUUUGCAAAUGAAAACAAAUCUCCAACUGGUUCUGCUUUGCCUUUUUUUUGUCAGUAAUAUGAUUUCAAAUAUGAGUACAAAAGAGGUGGUGGUUUGUUUAAACAUACAUUAGUCAGAGUGAAAUUUCACUUUAGGGAAGAAGAAUGAAACUAAAAUAGUCUGUAACAGAAACUCAGAAAAGAGGAAGGACAGCAGAGGGAUUAAAUUCACAAAACGGAAGAAAUCAUGUUAAAUAAACCUUCAGUUUACUACAAUACUUCACACAUGUAUACUUUCGUUUUUUAUCCUUCUCAGGUAACAUUUACCUUUUCAUGUACUUCAGCAGUAAAGUGCAGCCCAGACAGAAACUGAUGCAUUCAAGUGCUGCAGAUGAGCAACCAAAGAAAAUCAUUUAGGCUGAUUUGAUUAAAAGUGGAAUAUU
Sebastes umbrosus (honeycomb rockfish) is the source of this 1432-nucleotide messenger RNA. Its product is annotated as LIM and SH3 domain protein 1-like. The record is from RefSeq and is a predicted model, not a curated record. The transcript is spliced from 8 exons. Lineage: Eukaryota; Metazoa; Chordata; Actinopteri; Perciformes; Sebastidae. Gene Ontology annotation, cellular component: focal adhesion. Gene Ontology annotation, molecular function: actin filament binding. The coding region runs from base 154 to 954 and encodes 266 amino acids.